Molecule: messenger RNA, 1926 nt
Organism: Sardina pilchardus (European sardine)
Lineage: Eukaryota; Metazoa; Chordata; Actinopteri; Clupeiformes; Clupeidae
Gene: golph3a
Product: golgi phosphoprotein 3a
Exons: 4
Coding region: 208-1095 (295 amino acids)
Biological process (GO): Golgi organization; retrograde vesicle-mediated transport, Golgi to endoplasmic reticulum; Golgi to plasma membrane protein transport
Cellular component (GO): cytosol; trans-Golgi network; Golgi cisterna
Molecular function (GO): phosphatidylinositol-4-phosphate binding
Source: RefSeq, a predicted model, not a curated record
AUCGCACCCCGCCAUAUUGGACAAACCUACCGAAGACAGGAAUACUGGCUGCCGAGGGGAUAGGGGGAAGGACCUGAGUACGUGUGGACGAUUAAAGUUUCCUUGAGUUAAAUAUCUAUGCAUUGGACCAAUUAAUAAAGUGCCAGAUCUGAGGCAGGACGCGGUUCGGGGGUUAUUUUCUUCCUCGUUAAAAGGACUUGUCGGUAGAUGAUGACUUCCCUGACCCAAAGGAGCUCGGGCCUGGUGCAAAGGCGGACAGAAGCCUCGCGUUCUGCUGCAGCCGACAAGGAGAGAGGAUCUGGGGACGAGGACUUCGAGGCUCGACGCGGGGAUGAACAAGACGACGAUGACAGCGGAGAUUCCAAAGAAACUCGACUCACUCUUAUGGAAGAAGUAUUGCUUCUGGGACUGAAGGACCGAGAGGGCUACACAUCGUUCUGGAACGACUGCAUCUCGUCAGGCCUGCGCGGCUGCAUGCUCAUCGAGCUGGCCAUCCGAGGCCGCCUGCAGCUGGAGGCCUGUGGCAUGAGGAGGAAAAGCCUGCUGUCCCGCAAGGUCAUCUGCAAGUCGGACGCCCCCACCGGAGACGUGCUGCUGGACGAGGCCUUGAAGCACAUUAAGGACACUCAGCCCCCCGAGACUGUGCAGAGCUGGAUCGAGCUCCUCAGUGGUGAGACCUGGAACCCGCUGAAGCUGCACUACCAGCUGCGGAACGUGCGCGAGCGCCUGGCCAAGAACCUGGUGGAGAAGGGCGUGCUGACCACGGAGAAGCAGAACUUCCUGCUGUUCGACAUGACCACGCACCCGCUCACCAACAGCAACAUCAAGCAGCGGCUCAUCAAGAAGGUGCAGGAGGCCGUGCUGGAGAAGUGGGUGAACGACCCGCACCGCAUGGACAAGCGCAUCCUGGCGCUCAUCUUCCUGGCGCACUCGUCCGACGUGCUGGAGAACGCCUUCGCGCCGCUCCUGGACGACCAGUACGACCUGGCCAUGAAGCGCGUGCGGCAGCUGCUGGACCUGGAGCCCGAGGGCGAGAGCAUGAAGGCCAACGCCAACGAGCUGCUCUGGGCCGUGGUGGCCGCCUUCACCAAAUGAGAAGUUGUUGGGGGGGUCGUCUUUCGGGGGGGUGGGGGGGGGUAGUGUCCUCUACUGCCCCCCCCCACCCACUCACCCACCUCCUUCCCCAUCUUGGGAUUGGCCACAGUGGAAAACCGGCUGACGUUAUUGGGGAGGGGAGGGAAGGGGAGAGGUGGACAGUUGACUCAGACUCUUGCUCUCGCGUCCUCCUCGUCCCCCCCACCUUCCCUUCCCGCCCCGCCCCAUCUCAGCCGCUUGCCCCAAACAUUCGGAAGGGGUGGAUGACUUGGCCGUCAUUCUCUGUUUUUCUCCCCCCUCUCCUUUGUAGAUAAGUCCUUGCCCCUCCCAAAACCCCCUCCAUUUGCCCCACCCCCAUCUGUCCUCAAUGAGAUGUCACUGAAAUGAUCACAGUUGAAUUUUUUUUUAUUUUUUGUACCCCAGCUGUGGGGGUAGAGAGAGAAGCAUGCCAGUUCCUGUUGAAUCAGAAUGUGCAGGACGCCUGAACGUUUGGGAGCCAACUAACUUGUAAACUCUUUGCCGUGUGUGCAGUCCCGAUCCCACAGUGUCCUUGGGACAAAUCCUGUGCUUCGAUUGUUUUCCCCACUGGCUUGGGUUUGACAUCCCAGCAUCUUGAAGUAAGAGAAGAUUUAAAAAACAAAAAACAAAAAAGCCAAGUAGGGAUGAGAUUUGGGUGUACAAUACAGCCUGCUCGAUCUAGUUGGAUUGCCGGUGGUAAUCCUGACCAUUUUCAGCCUCCCCUAAAGGAAUACUUUGAUCAUGAUCCAAACUCGAAAGAAAUUCACCUGCAUUAAAAUGAAUUGAAAACUUUCAAUAAAGGAAGUGUCUUUG